Molecule: messenger RNA, 1475 nt
Organism: Striga asiatica
Lineage: Eukaryota; Viridiplantae; Streptophyta; Magnoliopsida; Lamiales; Orobanchaceae
Source: the annotation of a GenBank genome assembly
AUGAUGUCACUGCCUCUCUCCGCGUUGACGUACUGGCUGACGUGGGAUGAAUUGACGAGGCAUCAAUCACAAGCGACAGACGACACGUCAUGCCAGUUUUCGUUCGUAGUGAUAGAUCUUGUUCUUGUGAAGACUUUUGGAUUAUUGGAUAUGGACUCGAUGCUCAUUAGUGGAAUCCAAUUCGCGGCCCUCCCCAGCAGCUACAUUCGCCCGGAAUCUGAUCGGCCCAAACUUUCCGAGGUCGCCGAAUGCCACAGUGUGCCCGUUAUCGACUUGGGUUGCCAAGACAAAAGCCUCGUCGUUAGAAAAAUAGGCGAUGCUUGUCGUGACUUCGGUUUUUUUCAGGUGAUCAAUCAUGGUGUGCCGAAAGAAUUAGUCGAUCAAAUGCAAAGUGUCGCGCGCGAAUUCUUUAGUUUGCCGGUGGAGGAGAAGCUGAAGCUGUACUCAGACGACCCGUCUAAAACCAUGAGGCUCUCGACUAGUUUUAACGUGAAAAAGGAGACCGUUCAUAACUGGAGAGAUUAUCUCAGACUUUAUUGUCAUCCAUUGGAGAAAUACGUCCCCGAGUGGCCUUCCAAUCCUUCGUCUUUCAAGGAUGUCGUAAGUAGCUACUGCACGGAGGUUCGAAAGCUCGGGUUCCGGGUGCAAGAAGCCAUAUCCGAGAGCUUAGGAUUGGAGAAAGACAGUUUAAAGAGUGUAUUUGGAGAACAAGGCCAACAUAUGGCUAUCAACUAUUAUCCUGCGUGCCCGCAGCCCGAUCUCACGUACGGGCUACCGGCCCACACGGACCCGAAUGUACUCACCAUUCUCCUUCAAGAUUUGGAAGUCACCGGGCUUCAAGUUCUCAAGGAUGGGAAAUGGGUGUCGAUAAAGCCUCGUCCGGGGGCUUUCGUUGUUAACAUCGGUGACCAAAUCCAGGCAUUUAGUAAUGGAAAGUAUAAGAGUGUUUGGCAUCGAGCUGUAGUGAAUGCCGAUAAGCCAAGGCUUUCGAUAGCUUCCUUCCUUUGCCCUUGUGAUAGCGCUUAUAUUAGUUCACCAAAGGGUCUCACUUGUGGAGAAAAUCGAGCCCUUUAUCGAGGUUUCACAUAUGCCGAGUAUUACAAGAAGUUUUGGAGCCGGAAUUUGGACCAAGAUCACUGUUUGGAGCUGUUCAAGAACUAGCAAGUGUGCUCUUUUCACUUCUCUGUGGGGGUUAGUAAAGGUUUGAUGGUGAGUUUUACACAUUUUUUCGGUGAACUACGAACAAGAUUCGGUGUGCCAUUUCGUAUUUCAUAUUGUAUCCCUAUUAAGUUUGGACAAAUAGUUUUUUUCUUUUAGCAAAAGUAUGCAAGAUGUAAUGUGAUGAUAUUAAUGUGUUGUAAAUUAUGAAAGUUUUUCCUUACCUCUUUGAAGAAGUGAAAUAAUGUUAUUGGUCAUUACUUUGAAGUUUGAAUGUUAAGCUAUAUGUCUUUGGGAAGGACCAAAGAAUCUUAAAG